Molecule: messenger RNA, 2786 nt
Organism: Phascolarctos cinereus (koala)
Lineage: Eukaryota; Metazoa; Chordata; Mammalia; Diprotodontia; Phascolarctidae
Gene: MEIS2
Product: Meis homeobox 2
Biological process (GO): regulation of DNA-templated transcription
Molecular function (GO): DNA binding
Source: RefSeq, a predicted model, not a curated record
AACGCGCGCGCGCAUACACACAAAUUCUUUUUAAGACUGGCAAUUUCUACAUCAGAAACUAAAAGGUCUUCUCUCGCUCCUACACCACCCGCACCACCUCCCCCGCGGCUACCAAACAGCACAAAGUGGUGGACCUCAGCGACACCUUUAAUGGAGCUCGAUGCGAGUACAGUUUGAGCUAAGAUGUUGUCCUCUUGUCCUGGAAAAUUAAUAUUUAAGAAGUACGAUGAGCUUCCCCAUUACGGCGGGAUGGACGGAGUAGGGGUGCCGGCUUCCAUGUACGGAGACCCUCACGCUCCACGGCCGAUACCCCCGGUUCACCACCUGAACCACGGGCCGCCGCUCCACGCCACUCAGCACUACGGAGCCCACGCCCCGCACCCCAAUGUCAUGCCCGCCAGCAUGGGAUCCGCUGUCAAUGACGCCCUGAAGCGGGACAAGGACGCAAUCUAUGGGCACCCGUUGUUUCCUCUGUUAGCUCUGGUCUUUGAGAAGUGCGAGCUGGCGACCUGCACUCCCCGGGAACCCGGAGUGGCCGGCGGAGACGUCUGCUCCUCCGACUCCUUCAACGAGGACAUCGCAGUCUUCGCAAAACAGGUUCGCGCUGAAAAACCACUUUUUUCCUCGAAUCCAGAAUUGGACAAUUUGAUGAUACAAGCAAUUCAAGUACUAAGGUUUCAUCUUUUGGAAUUAGAAAAGGUCCAUGAGCUGUGCGAUAACUUUUGCCACCGGUACAUUAGCUGUUUGAAAGGGAAAAUGCCCAUUGACUUAGUUAUUGAUGAGAGGGACGGCAGCUCCAAAUCUGACCAUGAAGAGCUCUCAGGAUCUUCCACAAAUCUAGCUGACCAUAACCCUUCAUCUUGGAGAGACCAUGAUGAUGCAACCUCAACACACUCAGCAGGCACCCCAGGGCCCUCCAGUGGGGGCCAUGCUUCCCAGAGUGGAGACAACAGCAGUGAGCAAGGGGAUGGUUUAGACAACAGUGUAGCUUCACCUGGUACAGGUGAUGAUGAUGACCCAGACAAGGACAAAAAACGUCAGAAGAAAAGGGGCAUCUUCCCUAAAGUAGCAACAAAUAUCAUGAGAGCAUGGCUCUUCCAGCAUCUCACACAUCCAUAUCCUUCAGAGGAGCAGAAGAAACAGUUAGCCCAGGACACAGGACUUACAAUUCUACAAGUAAACAACUGGUUUAUUAAUGCCAGAAGAAGAAUAGUACAGCCUAUGAUUGACCAGUCAAAUCGAGCAGGUUUUCUUCUUGAUCCUUCAGUGAGCCAAGGAGCAGCAUAUAGUCCAGAGGGUCAACCAAUGGGAAGCUUUGUGUUGGACGGUCAACAACACAUGGGAAUCCGGCCUGCAGGUUUGCAAAGCAUGCCAGGGGACUACGUUUCUCAGGGUGGUCCUAUGGGUAUGAGUAUGGCACAGCCAAGUUACAAUCCUUCCCAGAUGACCCCACACCCUACUCAAUUAAGACAUGGACCCCCAAUGCAUUCAUAUUUGCCAAGCCACCCCCAUCACCCAGCCAUGAUGAUGCACGGAGGACCCCCUACCCACCCUGGAAUGACCAUGUCAGCACAGAGCCCCACAAUGUUAAAUUCUGUAGAUCCCAAUGUUGGUGGACAGGUUAUGGACAUUCAUGCCCAAUAGUAUAAGGGAACUCAAGGGAAAACAAACACAGAAACUAUUUUAAGACUUUUGAACUUUGACCAGAUGUUGACACUUAAUAUGAAAUUCCAGACAGCUGUGAUUAUUUUUUACUUUUGUCAUUUUUCAUCAAGCAACAGAGGACCAAUGCAACAAGAACACAAAAAUGUGAAAUCAUGGGCUCACUGAAAAAAUUCUGUCCAUGUAAAGAUCCUCUGGAAAAAGACUCCGAGAGUUAUAACUACUGUAGUAUAAACCAUAGGAACUAAGUUAAACUUGUAUAUUUCUGUUGAUCACUCCGUUAUGUUGCCUCAAAUAGUUUUAGAAGAAAAAAAAUAUAUAUCCUUGUUUUCCACACUAUGUGUGUUGUUCCCAAAAGAAUGACUGUCUUGGUUCAUCUGUGAAUUCACUAUCCAGGAAAUCUUAUGGCAUAUAUUAAACCUUUUGGGCCAUUCAGGAAAGAGCUAACCUGGAGAUGACCGAUGAAAGUUUUGCUGGACUUCAACUACUCAAGUAUCCAGCUUCAAGAAUGUGUUUCCAUGCCCAGCUUUUGUUCCUUCAUAAAUGUGUCCUUUAGUUUCAAAACAGAUCUUUAUAGUUUGUGCUUCAUAAGCCAAUCCUUAUUAUUUUUUUUUGGACUCUUCUUCAAAGAGCUUGCCGGUGAAGAUUUAAAGACAAAGCAGGAGCUUCUUCCAGUAGUUCUGAGCCUUGGCUUUGGACAAAACAAACUGAAGUUGGGCAGCUUUCCUCAACAACAAAAAAAGUUAUUAAUGGUCUUUGUACCAAACCUAGAACUUUAUCAAACUCAAAGCUUGGGGAAAAAAAAAAAGAGAGAGAGCAAGAGAAUACUGUAACAAACUUCGUACAGAGUUCAGUCUAUUAAUUGUUUCAUGUUAGAUAUUCUAUGUGUUUACCUCAAUUGAAAAAAAAAGAAUGUUUUUGCUAGUAUCAGAUCUGCUGUGGAAUUGGUAUUGUAUGUCCAUGAAUUCUUUUUCUCAGCACGUGUUCCUCACUAGAAGAAAAUGCUGUUACCUUUAAGCUUUGUCAAAUUUACAUUAAAAUACUUGUAUGAGGACUGUGACGUUAUGUUUAAAAAAAGGUGUUAAGUCACAAAUGCGGUAAUAAAUAUUUCAUUUUUGAUUUUU